AUGGCCCUGGUUCCUUAUGAUGACACCCACCUGUGGGGGAUGCAGAAGCUGCACAAACCAUCUGCGGUAUACUUGUUUGCCAACCACACGAUCCAGAUCAAGCAGAACUGGCAGCAGCUCGGGGUGGCUGCUGUGGUCUGGGAUGCGGCUGUAGUCCUUUGUACGUACUUGGAGACGGGAGAAGUUGACCUCCGAGGGCGUUCAGUGAUUGAGUUAGGAGCGGGAACUGGCUUGCUAGGAAUAGUAGCGGCAUUACUUGCAAUGAAAUUUGCUAUGACAACCUUCAUAUGUUUAACUUUUAUUUUCCCAUUAGGUGCUCACGUUACAAUCACGGACAGAGAGGCCGCCUUGGCGUUUCUCAAAGCAAAUGUACAAGCGAAUUUACCCACUGACAUUCAGCCGAGAGCCAUUGUAAAAGAACUGACUUGGGGGCAAAACUUGACAAGCUUCUCUGCGGGAGAGUACGACUUCAUCUUGGGCGCGGACAUAGUUUACCUGGAGGAAACGUUUGCGGACCUUCUCCAAACGCUGGACCACCUGUGCGCUGACCACACCGUGAUCCUGUUAUCUUGCCGCCUGCGUUAUGAGCGAGACCAGAACUUCCUGAUGAUGUUAAAAGGGUUUUUUUCCGUCCGUGAGGUGUGCUAUGACCCUGGCAACGAUAUACAUAUAUUCGAAGCAAAGAGGCGUAAACGGAAAGAAGAUUUGUGA
Messenger RNA from Euleptes europaea (tarantolino), 711 nucleotides. It is a transcript of the gene METTL21A, whose product is annotated as methyltransferase 21A, HSPA lysine. The coding region runs from base 1 to 711 and encodes 236 amino acids. NCBI's taxonomy places the organism in Eukaryota, Metazoa, Chordata, Lepidosauria, Squamata, Sphaerodactylidae. Gene Ontology annotation, molecular function: protein-lysine N-methyltransferase activity. Gene Ontology annotation, cellular component: cytoplasm; cytosol. The record is from RefSeq and is a predicted model, not a curated record. Gene Ontology annotation, biological process: peptidyl-lysine methylation. The transcript is spliced from 4 exons.